GUGGUCAGACUUUGGUCUUCAUAAUGCCCAAUGUCGUCUGCUUUGUUCCUUAUAGUGGAACUAGCCCUCAGCCAGCUGAACUAACUUUGACAGUUGUUGUUGAUUUGCAAAUUUAGACACGUCGGCAGGUUAAAUCCUCGAGAAAGUGGAUAGUGAAAUGACAUUUCUAUCUUCUUCAAAAUGAGGAUCAUUCAACUAAGAAAAAACCGAGUGGUGAAGGUUGUUUUGGGAGCUGCAUGUCUAUUACCCUUAAUCUAUCUUCUAGCAACUUAUACCAGAGACAACAAGAAUGAAGUAUCUCAAGCUCUUGGUCUUUCAAAGCCAAAAAGAACUAACACAGUAAAAUUUGUUGAUGAGCUAGGUAACUUUGAGCCCAAAAAUAUUCCCAAAAGGACUGGGCCUGGAGAAGGAGGUGUUCCUUAUAAAUUACGAGAAGACCAGGAAAAUGAUGCGGCACAGUCUUUGUCAGAGUAUGGUAUGAAUAUUGCCUUAUCCAAUGAGAUAUCAUUGGAUAGAAAUAUUCCUGACACAAGAUUAUCUGAAUGCAAGCAUUGGAAUUACCCUGAAGAUCUUCCUCAAGCAAGUGUAAUCAUUGUAUUUCACAAUGAGGGCUGGUCAGUUCUUAUGAGAACUGUCCAUUCUGUUAUUAAUCGUUCACCCCCUCAAUUUUUAAAGGAAAUUUUACUAGUUGACGAUUACAGCGAUAAGGAGGAUCUUAAAGGAAAAUUGGAUGAAUAUAUCACCCAAUUUAACGGAAAAGUGAGACUUAUCAGAAAUAAAGAGAGAGAAGGUUUAAUUCGCACAAGAUCUCGUGGAGCCAAAGAAGCUUAUGGGGAAGUCAUUGUUUUCUUGGAUGCUCAUUGUGAAGUGAAUACAAAUUGGCUUGUUCCACUUCUAGCACCCAUUUAUCGUGACAGGACUAUCAUGACAGUGCCAGUAAUAGAUGGUAUUGACCACAAAUCAUUUGAGUACCGGCCAGUUUAUCAAGAUGGCCACCAUUAUCGAGGUAUUUUUGAAUGGGGUAUGCUUUAUAAAGAAAAUGAAGUACCACCUAGAGAAGCUCAUACCCGACAGCACAACAGCGAACCUUACAAAUCUCCUACUCAUGCUGGUGGAUUAUUUGCCAUUGAUCGAAAAUUCUUCUUGUCCAUUGGAGCUUAUGACCCUGGCCUCUUGGUCUGGGGAGGGGAAAAUUUUGAACUAUCUUUCAAGAUAUGGCAGUGUGGUGGAAGUAUUGAAUGGGUGCCCUGUUCCAGAGUAGGCCAUGUCUACAGAGGAUUUAUGCCUUACAAUUUUGGAAAGCUUGCUGAGCGCAAGAAGGGACCUCUUAUCACCAUUAAUUACAAACGAGUGAUUGAAACAUGGUUUGAUGAGAAGUACAAGGAAUACUUCUACACCAGAGAACCUUUGGCUAGAUACCUUGAUAUGGGUGACAUUUCAGAGCAAUUAAAAUUGAAAGAAAAAUUAAAAUGCAAAGACUUUUCUUGGUUUAUGAAGAAUGUCGCUUAUGAUGUUCUUGACAAAUACCCAGAACUUCCACCUAAUCUUUAUUGGGGAGAGCUGAGGCACAGGUCAACUGGAAAUUGUCUUGACACAAUGGGCCAUGGACCACCAAGUAUGAUGGGUCUUUCACACUGUCAUGGUGGGGGUAACAACCAGCUAAUACGUCUGAAUGCCAAAGGUCAAUUAGGCGUAGGUGAAAGAUGUAUUGACGCUGACUCAUCAGGUGUGAAACUCAUCUUUUGUAGACUAGGCACUGUGGAUGGUCCAUGGCAGUAUGAUGAGACCACUCGCACCAUGCUUCAUACUGGACACAAAAAGUGUAUGGCAGUUCAUCCUCAGACCAUGCAACUAAUUCUUGCCCCCUGUGAUGUGAAUGAUACAUAUCAUCAAUGGAAUUUCAGAGAGAUUCAUCCCAAGUGGUAAACAAUUACAGACUUGCUAUUGAAGCCAAAAUCUAAAAUAUUUUAAGCAGUUGGGACUAGUGAAAAACAUGAACCCCAUUUUGGGAGGGGAAUGUACUUGAGUAAAUAGGAGAACAUUUGAAAAGUAGAAUAGAAAAACAAGUUGGAGAUUUUUCCAUGUUUGUAUAUUUUGACAUUGUUUGACUGAUAUGUUAGACUGAAACAUUUAAAACAACACUUACCUUGCACCUUAGUGCAUCAAUUUAGUAGGGUGACAACCUUUUUUAAAAAUUUGUUUAUGCAUUUUGUUAGCUAUUUUUAAUUUUCCAUAAUGCUCACUUAAAAUUGGAACUUGUCAAAUAAAAUUUAUGUUAAAUGCUGAA
Frankliniella occidentalis (western flower thrips) is the source of this 2287-nucleotide messenger RNA. It is a transcript of the gene Pgant7, whose product is annotated as N-acetylgalactosaminyltransferase 7. Gene Ontology annotation, cellular component: Golgi apparatus. The transcript is spliced from 11 exons. The record is from RefSeq and is a predicted model, not a curated record. Bases 181 to 1926 code for a protein of 581 amino acids. Lineage: Eukaryota; Metazoa; Arthropoda; Insecta; Thysanoptera; Thripidae.